AUGGCUCCACAGACUGGCCCCAGCGAGAAGGAGACGGGACCUGUUCCAGCCUUUCCACAGCUUUUCACCUGGGAAGAUAUCGGGAUCCGCAACGGCCGCGGGCAGGGCCGGGAGCAGUGGCUGGUGGUUGACAGGAAGGUUUAUGAUGUCAGCCAGUUUUCCAAGAGACAUCCUGGGGGCAGCCGGGUUAUCAGCCACUAUGCCGGGCAGGAUGCCACGGAUGCCUUCGUGGCAUUCCACAAUGACAAGAGCCUGGUGAAAAAGUACCUGAAAUCUCUGCUGAUUGGGGAGCUGGCACCUGAUCAACCCAGCUUUGAGUCCAAUAAAAAGAAAUCCCUCUUGGAGGAUUUUCGUGAGCUGCGCUGCACCAUUGAGAAGAUGGGACUUCUGAGGCCCAAUUACUUCUUCUUCUUCCUGAUUUUCCUUCACCUCCUGGUGCUGGAUGCUGCAUCCUGGCUCGUGCUCUGGUACUUCGGCGUAUCCCUGGUGCCUUUCCUGGCUGGCAUGGCGUUCUUCACCACUGCCCAGAUCCAGAUGGGCUGGUUCCAGCACGAUCUGGGGCACUGCUCUGUCUUCAGGAAGCCCAGGUGGAAUCGUCUCCUGCAGAUCGUUGUGAUAAACAUGCUGAAGGGGCUGCCUGCCAGCUGGUGGAACCACCUGCACAACCAGCACCACGCCAAGCCCAACUGCUUCCGCAAGGACCCCGACCUCAACAUGCACCCUCUGCUCUUCAGCCUGGGAAAGACCCUCUCCAUGGAGCUUGGAAAGCAGAAGAAGAAGUUCAUGCCUUACAAUUACCAGCACAAGUAUUUCAUCUUGCUGGCCCCACUCGCCAUCAUACCCUUCUUCCAGCUGUCGACAAUCUACUUUGCAAUCAAGAGGAAAAAGUGGCUGGACCUGAUACUGGUUGUGACUUUCAACAUCCGAGUUUGCCUCAUGUAUGUUCCUUUAAUGGGAUUUAAAACCUUCAUGAUAUACUACUGGCUGUCCAGGUACCUUGAGAGUAGCUGGUUUAUUUGGGUGUCCCAGAUGAACCACAUCCCAAUGAACAUUGAUUAUGACAAGAACAAAGACUGGGUGUCUACUCAGCUCCACGCAACCUGCAAUGUGAACCAGUCUGUGUUCAAUGACUGGUUCACUGGGCACCUGAACUUCCAAAUCGAGCAUCACCUGUUCCCCACCAUGCCUCGGCACAACUACUGGAAAGUGGCUCCCCUGGUGAAGAGCCUCUGUGACAAGCAUGGCAUUGAGUACAAAACCAAGCCUUUGCUGACAGCCUUUGUAGACAUUUUGCAUUCCCUGAAGGAUUCUGGGGAGCACUGGCUGGAAGCAUAUCUGCAUGGAUAG
Messenger RNA from Melozone crissalis (California towhee), 1347 nucleotides. RefSeq names its product acyl-CoA (8-3)-desaturase-like. Gene Ontology annotation, molecular function: oxidoreductase activity, acting on paired donors, with oxidation of a pair of donors resulting in the reduction of molecular oxygen to two molecules of water. NCBI's taxonomy places the organism in Eukaryota, Metazoa, Chordata, Aves, Passeriformes, Passerellidae. Bases 1 to 1347 code for a protein of 448 amino acids. Gene Ontology annotation, cellular component: membrane. Gene Ontology annotation, biological process: lipid metabolic process. The transcript is spliced from 12 exons. The record is from RefSeq and is a predicted model, not a curated record.